CAUUCCCCGAAUUUAAUGGUUCCGCCCGGAUAUAUGGAAAGAUUUAUCCAACGUACACUUUCCUCGGUGGCUGACAUCAACGUUAUUUAGGGUGUGGAGAAGUGGAGGUCAGACAGCGCCACCAGGUGUACGACAAUGAGCCUGGAAGCACAAUCUAAAGACUACAUUUUCCUCUCUGAUCGAAUCCCGGAUGAGGAGACAGCUAAACACCACAGCGGUGAAAAUCAACUGAGAACAAAAAGAGAGUAGUUUCUGGGCUGGAGCGCUCAAGUAUGGACUUCUGUCUUGACCUUCCUGCCCUGCAGGAGCACCUCAGCGGUCUGUGGAGCAGGAAAGAGCAGGAGGAGCUGCGGCAGUUUCUAGCGAGCAGUUUUUCUCAGAUGCCGGAGCCCCUGGCCGGUCUGCUGGACUUCGUGCAGGGCUGUGUCCACGUCCAGAAGGGCAAGCCCAGCGCGCUGAACCACUUCAUUCUCACGGAGUUCAUGCGCUGGAGGACCAAUAAGCCCCAGGCCUGUCUGGAUGGCGUGAGGGACGAGGAGAGGCUGCGUUUGCAGAAGAAGGCCCUGGGGCUCCUCACAGACUCUCAUCCCGGGUACAUGGACCCCCUGCUGGAGAUUUAUCAGCUGAGCUCACUGAAAAGACCACUGCUGCUUGAACAUGUGGACUUCCUGCAGGACUGCUGCUGCUUCAAAGAGGCGUUGGUGUUCAGUGUGAAAGCGGAGCUGCAGGACGAUCUGGACCUGGAGAAGAUGUGUGUCCCUCUCAUUCUGCUGGACAAGCUGUCUCUGGCGGAGCUGUAUGUGCGAGAGCGUCCUGAUCUUCAGCGGCGUCUGGUCUCUCUGCUGGACUCCUGGUGUGAGCCCCGCUUCAACAUCCAGACACUGCUCAGUCAGUAUCCGAGCGUGUUCCUCUCCAAGCAUCAGACGGACCAGAUCCAGCCCAAGCUGCUCAGUAAACACGUCUUCAGACUCAUGGAGAAGUUCUGCGUCGAUCCAGGUCUGUGCUCUAAUUCCGUCUAUAAGAGGAAGCUGGACUCGCUGAGGUUUCUCAUGUACAAAACAUUUGGUGAGAAAAGCAUGUCAGAAGAGAACUGGAGAGACCAUGUUCAGGCCAUGAUUGAAGGCAAUCCAGAGCUCCAGGUUCAGUUGGUGCAGCUGUUGGUUAAACAUUGCAGCCUCCAGACCGCUGCCCAGUGGGCCGCACAUUACAACGUACCCAGAAACAGGCUUCCCCUAGGAGUCUGGGACAAAAUUCAGAGCCUCUCCUGCAAGAAGCAGCUAGGGAUGUGUUUUGUGAGCGGCCCAGCCAUAUCUUGGACACCUCUUCCAUCUGAUCAGCAAAAAUACUACCAGCUGCCUCUGCCCAGAGAAAACGUCCUCUUCGUAGAGUCAUUAGAUGACGUUAAGCAGUGCAGAGAAGCUGUUUUAAAGACCGGCUGUGUGGUGGGAAUAGACAUGGAAUGGAGAGCCGCUUUUGGCACGGUGUCCUCUCAGCGUGUGGCUCUGAUCCAGCUGGCCGUACAGGAACGGGUGUUUCUGUUGGACCUUUGUGCUAACGCCAUCAGUCACCACAACGCCACAGUGAGCUUCAUCAGAGCUCUGCUGUCAGACAAGAACAUCCUCAAACUGGGUUAUGGGAUGUCUGGAGACUUUCGGAGUCUGGGCAGCACGUGGCCUGAGCUCAGGGAAGAGCCAAUGAAAACGGAAGGAGUUCUGGACCUGCUUCAUGUCCAUCAGGAGCUUCAACGGUGCUGGUUGGGAAACAAAGGCUGUCGAUCCGUGGAAGUGAGUGAUGGACCAGCGGAGAAGGGCCUGAGUUUGUUAGUACAGCAGAUAUUAGGAAAACCAUUGAACAAAACCGAGCAGCUGUCUAACUGGGAACGCCGACCUCUGCGGACCAGCCAACUCCGCUAUGCAGCCACUGAUGCAUACUGCCUGCUGGAUGUCUACCUCGUCCUCUCGCGGGACACAAAGGCAUUCGCUUUGCCAGAAGACCUCCGCUCCAUUCCUUCAGCCCAACCGGCCAAGAGCCGCGAGGAAAAGAAAUCCAAAGAGAAGACCAAGCAGUCUAAAAGAAGAGAGGCUCGCCAGAAGGCGAAUGAGACCCACUCUAUGGACGACUGUUUAAAGAUGAAUUCGGGCUAUGAAGGGCCCACUAUCACACCACCAGAGCUGCGAGUGGUCUGUGAUAACAUGCUACAGGGUCUGGGACGUUUUUUGCGCUGUCUCGGAGUAGAUGUUAAGAUGCUGGAAAACACGGAUGACCACAAAGUAGCAGCAGAGCUGGCUCGUGCUGAAGGUCGUGUCAUUCUCACCGCAGGUCAGCCCUAUCAAACACUACGCUCACAGGUGGGAGAGGGCCGCUGCCUGACACUGGACUGCUCAGAAAAGGCCCGCGACCAGGCUGUGCACGUUCUCAGACAUUUCCACGUCCACCUUACCCCUGCAGACAUCUUUAGCCGAUGCCAGGCCUGCAACUGUAACGAGUACUUGAAGCUGUCCAGAGAGGAAAUGAGCCGCAUGAUGACAGAGAGAGGUCUCCUUCGAGACGCGGCGUCUAAGCGGGAUGACUGCGAGCCGCGGGACGAAACACAAGCUGAAUACAAUAGCUGGAGGCCCCCAGAGGGCCCCGAGUUCACCCCUCACUGCCGCUGGGCCCCACGUAGCGCCCUGGACCCCCAGACCUUCAGAUUCCCCAGCGGGGCCGAAGUUCAGCUGGAGACCGUGCCCCCGGGCCUCCUGCCCCGGAUCCCAGUCUACUUCAUCUGCACCGGCUGUGGAAAGGUGUUCUGGGAAGGGACGCACUUCGACCGGGUGCUGUCUCAGUUUCAAGAAGUCCUGCACGUCGGUGAAGACGCAGCGAGCAAGAGACUCCAGCUGCAAUGAGCUCUUGCAGUUCUUUUAUUUUUCAUGAAGGUUUUUUUUUUUUUUUAACUUGCCACGCCGCGUCAGAGUAGAAACCACUUGCGAAUUUGUGUUUUGCACUGUAAACAAAAUUAGAGAUUAAACUGUGCAUUUGUUUUCCACAAUGCAAGCAUAUACUUGAUGCUAUAAAGUGUUUACGAAUGGCCCAAAAGCAGGAAAAUACUUCACUUUAUGAAAUUAUUAGCCAUAAAUUGUUAUUAAAAACAGCAUUUAUAUUUGGA
Molecule: messenger RNA, 3145 nt
Organism: Puntigrus tetrazona (Sumatra barb)
Lineage: Eukaryota; Metazoa; Chordata; Actinopteri; Cypriniformes; Cyprinidae
Gene: exd3
Product: exonuclease 3'-5' domain containing 3
Exons: 21
Coding region: 273-2885 (870 amino acids)
Biological process (GO): nucleobase-containing compound metabolic process
Molecular function (GO): nucleic acid binding; 3'-5' exonuclease activity
Source: RefSeq, a predicted model, not a curated record